This is a messenger RNA of Melanotaenia boesemani (Boeseman's rainbowfish), 3610 nucleotides long. RefSeq lists its product as uncharacterized. The transcript is spliced from 4 exons. Bases 202 to 639 code for a protein of 145 amino acids. Gene Ontology annotation, molecular function: endothelin B receptor binding; hormone activity. The record is from RefSeq and is a predicted model, not a curated record. Lineage: Eukaryota; Metazoa; Chordata; Actinopteri; Atheriniformes; Melanotaeniidae. Gene Ontology annotation, cellular component: extracellular region. Gene Ontology annotation, biological process: regulation of systemic arterial blood pressure by endothelin; vein smooth muscle contraction; regulation of vasoconstriction.
AGCACCCUGAACGGAGGUUUACCGCCGCCGGGUGGCCACGGCAGCUCACCUGUUGGGACCGAGUGGACAUAUUCACCCAAACCAAAGUGUUGGUGGGAGACAUUUACACCCUGAACCCUCAUCUCUGCAGCUUUUUCUGAACAGAAGAAAAGAGGAACUUUUUCUUUUACUUCACACCUGUAUGCUGUGCAGAGACGCAGCAUGGACUUCACUUACCUUUGGUUCCUCGCCACGACUCUGAUACUGAUCCAGCAGCAUCAAGCCUCUGUUAGGAGCCCCGUGGUGGAGGAGGGCCCCCUGGCGCAGCUCACCCACACGGCCCACCGGCGGGAGAAACGCUGCUCCUGCGAGAACCAGAAAGACAAGGAGUGUAUUUUCUUCUGUCACAUUGGCAUCGUCUGGGUCAACACCCCAAGCCACGUGGUGCCUUACGGCUUCGGCUCAGUGCGACUCCGGAGGGAGCUCCACCGCUGCCUCUGCACGAACUCCCAGGAUGCCGAGUGUUUGAGCUUCUGCUCUGCCGACAUGCAGCCACAAGAGGAGAACACUGUUGUGAAAAAGAAGACUGACAAACUGAAGAGGUACAGAGCUGCAUUCUGGGAAAAAAGGAGCAGACACGCCCUCAGAAGGCAGACCUGAGAGCGAGAGGGUGCACCAGUAACACCACGAACACCAGCUCUUCAGAACAGAGUCCUUAAUGUAUCAGAAAUAUCAAAUAUUGGACCUUUAUGAUUGUGCGGCUGCCUGUCGGCGGCUUGUGUGUUUAUGUAAAUGUGAUGGCGGCGUGUUGGGAAGGCGCGUUGACCACUGACAAGUUUUUAAUAUUUUAAUGUCUUCAUCCACAGCAGCAGGAGCUCAGAUGCUUCCAGAGUUCAAUCUGUGACCUUUGUGUUGAUCUCAGCUGAUUUGCAGCUCUGAGGGACAAAAAAGUAAAGUUCCCCACCCGAGCAAGAAAAACAUGGCACAGCUGGAGUCCGCUGAAAACCUCACAUCUGCAAAUCCUCUGAAGCUUCCAAGUUCUGCAUGAAAACUUUUCGAAGUGAAGUGUGUUCUCAUACGAUUCAAUCUGACUCCCGAUCCGACAGACGAGAAGCAAAAAUCCACCACAAAACUUAAAACAACCCUCUACGGUGAAACAAAAGGAUCAAAAUUCAGGCUGUUGAGGAACCAGUGGAGCUCAUUUUUCUGCUGAAGCCUUUUUUUUUUAUCUGAACAAGAACAAGCUGUUCAGCAGUCUAAAUUUAGUCCCUGUUGCUGCACCGUAGCAGAAUGCCACAGAGAGGAAAACAAAACUGACCUUUCAGAAUAAAACAGCUGUAUUCUAACUCAGGGGUGUCCAGCUCCGGUCCUCAAGGGCCACAAUCCUGCAGGUUUUCGAUGUUCCCCUGCUCCAAAAAGCCCUGACUCAAAUUACUGAGUCAUUGUAAAAAAACUUGACAGGCUGUUGGAUCUAUUUAAUUUGAGUCAGUUGUGUUGAAGCAGGAAACAUUGAAAACCUGCAGGAUAGCGGCCCUCGAGGACCGACUUUGGACACCCUUGGUCUAACUUGAGAUGGCUGAACGGUGGCGCCUGUCCAAGUUUCCAAAAGAAAGAAAACGUUGCCUUCAGGUACUUUAGAAUUAUAUGAUAUUCUGUACAGCUUCAUUUUGACAUGCAGAUGUCUUUUAAAUUCUACUUUAUUUUUUGCAAUAUUUCAAACUUUUUUAAGAUUACAGCUUCAUCUUAAAUAUACUGUAGACUAAAGGAGGUUUCAGUUUCAGUUCACGGUGCAGAAUAUUUGUGAUAAUUAUGAUAAUUGGAAAAAUCAUAAUUAUUUCUUUGAUAAUUGUACCUAAAUCAGGGGUGUCCAAAGUCAGCCCUCGAGGACCGCUGUCCUGCAGGUUUUCAAUGUUUCCUGCUUCAGUACAAAUUAAAUAGAUCCAGCAGCCUGUCAAGCUUUGCACAAUGACUCAGUAAUUUGAGUCAGGUGGUUUUGGAGCAGGGACACAUCGAAAACCUGCAGGGUUAUGGUCCUUGAGGACCGGAGUUGGGCACCCCUGACCUAGAUAAUCUGUAAAUGACCUCCAUAGUUGGAACAAUGCUCUGCGGCUGUGACUUUUACACUGUCUGUUUAUUUAGCUUUAAAGUGGUGUCACAUUUGUAAGGAAAAUAUCAUGAUCUGUGGGAUUUUGUUGGAUUUACUGUUGCCUAAGUCGGAGGUCUGGUUUCCUGUUUUAUUUUGUAGUUCAUCCUCUUCUGUAGUACUUUCUGUUUUACUUCCUGUUCUCCACACACCUGGUGUCAUAUGCUGUUUUGCCUCACCUGUUCCUCAUUUAGGUUGUUCUCCUCAGUGUAUAUUUACCACGUUGGUUUCUUCGGUUCAUUGCCAGAUCGUCAUGUUGUCCCUGGAAGACUGUUUUAGUUUUCCAGCCCUCUCGCCAUCAGUUAUUAUGAAUAAACCUUUAUUCCUGCACUUGUCUGAUACAAUCUGUACAUGAACAAGAAGUUCCUUUAACAACCACAAAAAGCAGGAAAUGAAGUGGCUGCUGCAGGACAGACCUCCUGCAUUGUUCAGUAACAUAUUAAAUUAAUAACGCUGUCAAAUGAAUGCUCUUUUCAUUAAAGAAACAUCAGGAACCUAAUGGAAUAUGAAAUUAAACAUAAAAUAUAAGUGCUGCGUAUCCCACAAAUGCAUUUUCCUCAUGAAUGUGACUAAACUUAAAAGGAAAAUAAACAAAAUUUCCAAAGGUAUUAGAUCUAUUGUCAAGAAGCAUCGUUACAGUAAAGAAAUAAUCCAACAAUCCUUACUUUUUCUGCAGAGUUCAUAUAUAUAAAUAUAUACCUUUUCUUUCUGAAUUUACAUUAUUUUUCUCCCUGAAAUAUCAGAUUUGUUUCUCCCUGUUUGUGGUUUAUUUUCUCCAAAUGUAAAAUGUGAAUUUAGGGCUUUUUGUAUUGACUGGCUGCUGUUUGGUGAACAUGUGUACUCAUACUAACUUUAGCUUAGCUUGUAUUUGUUAAACAGAAGUAUAUCAUGAUUUAACCGUCUAUUGGAAUGAAGACACAGUUCGAGAGAAGCUGUAAAAGCGUCCGUACAGUCCGAUCAGCCGUGAUUAGAUUUUGGUGAUCAUGAUGAGAAAUUAGACUUUUCGCUUGCAGUUGUCAAGUGAAUGUGAAUUUUUAUAAAUCUGUGUGUAAAGAAAGUCUGUUGUUGCUUUGCAGAAAUGUUUUGUGUUUUCCCAGGAAUGCAUGUGACAACACCAGCUACCACGUUGCUGUCCAUCUAUAUUUAUACCUGUUCGCACCUUCACUUCUUCGUCCAGCAUGUCUGUGAGAAAUGAUGCACACAGAGAUGGGACCGUCAGAAAAAGUAUUUAUUUCCUGUUUAAUCCUCUGCUGCACAUAUGAAGUAUAACCAAAAGAAAUAUUUAAGUAGGUGAGCCUUUGUAACUAUAAUCCUUAUCAGGAUAACUCACUCUGGUGGUGGUUGUGAACUCUGAGAAGAUCAAACUGACCAUGAAAAGGUGGCAUGAUUUAUAACAACCACUGUUGGUUUCUUCAACAGAACAUGUGAUGUCGCUUUGUAUCCUCCACCUGAGUUAAGGUGGAAAAACUCUUCAAAUCCAAAAUAAUA